ACUGUGGGGUAUCUUCAAAGAGCGGAAAAUUUAGUCUUUGGGUUCGAUUCCCAAUACACUGUUUUUUAGUAUAUGUGCAAUCAAAUUGUCAAGUUUGGAUUAAAUCCGUGUCGGAUAAUCCAUGAUAUAAGGAAGGAACUUUUAAAUUUUAAAGAAUCUUUGCAAGAAGCAACAUGUUAAUCAGAUUGAAGAUCAUGGAAUCGGGUAAAGAUUAAGGAUUACAAAAUAACAGUCCCAGUCUCCCAACGCUCUCGUCUAAAUCUAAACAAUAGUAUGAAACAAUAUUGAAACAAAGCAAAGAAAAGAUUUUACGUUUUAUUAGUUGACUAAGUUGAGGGAAGCUUAGUACUUUCCCGUGUUUCAAAAAAUUCAUUAAACUACGGUGAAGUAAACAUAUUAAAAUGGCUCUUGAAAAUACGGUCCAAUUAUCCGAGAAAUACGAAGCAGUUAUGGUUCUCAGUGGAGUGGGGAUGCUCUAGGUUAUAAGAAUGGUUUGUGGGAAUUCUGUUACAGUGGUACUCAAAUUCAUGAAGAACUAGAAAAACUCGGAGGACUUGAUAAAAUUGACAUUAAAGGAUGGAGGGUUAGUGACGACACUGUACUACACAUUGCUACAGCAGAAGCGUUGGUUUCUGAAUGGACAACAACGGAAGAGUUAUUGAGCAUUAUGGCUACAAAGUACAAGAAGACAUGUGCUGAGGAUAUGUGGGAAAGAGCUCCUGGGCAGACCACAACAAAGGCAUGUUUCAUGUUACAACCUCUUGAGGAAAAAGGUUACAUUAUACCAUUUAAUGAACGAGGUGGAGGAUGUGGUGCAGCUAUGAGAUCCAUGUGUAUAGGUUUGAUGUUUCCUUGUGAAGAUCAAAUUGAAAUGUUAAUUGAAAUUGCUGUUGAAAGUGGAAGGAUGACUCAUAAUCACCCCACAGGUUAUCUUGGGGCUGUUACUGCAGCUUUAUUUACAGCCUAUGCUAUACAGAAGAUGGCUCCAAAAAAAUGGGAGCAGGACUUUUAAGUGUUUUACACAAAGUUUGGGAAUACAUUGAGAAGGUUGGUCAUGAUAUAGAAGAAAACAAGAAAUCUUGGGGCUACUUUAAAAACAGUUGGGAGUCAUAUCUUCAACUACGGGAAUUAAUGAGUAGAACCAGUGAACCAAAGUUUCCAGUGACAUAUAACAUACCUGAACGUGAUGCUUUUUAAAGAUCUGUCAGUUAUGCAGGUUGGGUUGGAUCCAGUGGUCAUGAUGCACAAAUGAUUGCUUACGAUGCUUUGAUGAUGGCAAAAGAUUCCUGGUUUCAAUUGUGCUCUUGUUCAAUGUUUCAUGGCGGGCAAAGUGACAGCACAGG
Messenger RNA from Xenia sp. Carnegie-2017, 1343 nucleotides. Its product is annotated as protein ADP-ribosylarginine hydrolase-like. The coding region runs from base 668 to 1012 and encodes 114 amino acids. The transcript is spliced from 2 exons. The record is from RefSeq and is a predicted model, not a curated record. Lineage: Eukaryota; Metazoa; Cnidaria; Anthozoa; Malacalcyonacea; Xeniidae.